GAGGAAUGUCACGAUACAAUUGACGGAAUAUGUUCGGUACCCCGUGGGUGUGCUCGAGAUGUCUGUCCCGAUAUAUGCGACUUGGUGAGGCAAGGCAAUUCAGAAAAUGGACCCGGUUUUACAGCUCAGUUGCUCCCGAGAGACUGCUAAGUCCUGCCCUCCUAAAUCAUGCUCGAAAUCUUGCCAGGGAGUAUGCGACUCUUUCGGAACGCCUUGCUGGCUCAUUUGAAAAAGAAACGGCCAAAAGAGUAGGGGAGUUAACGGCAACGGUGCAAGCUCUCAAGGAAUGGGAUAAGGCGCAUGAAUCUAUAGCAGAAUUGAAUCAUUUACUUGACGACCCGUCUAGCGAUCCGGAACUUCGAGAACUGGCAUCGGACGACCUUCAGACCACCGUAUCCAGUCUUUUCGCUUUGUCAGGGAAAUUAAAAGAGAGCCUGAUCCCUCGGCACCCAUUCGCCGAACUCCCGUGUUUGGUUGAAAUCCGACCCGGCGCAGGUGGAGACGAGGCUGGCCUUUUCGCCUCGGAGCUCUUACGUAUGUAUUUAGCAUUUUGUUCACGCCAUGGCCUCCGAACAGCCAUUCUUAAAAAAGAUGUGGAAGACGGCGCUGGAGGUAGCGGAUCUGAGGACCGCCUUUCUGAAGCGGUAAUGGAAAUCGAGGCCCCCGGGAGCUAUAAUAUCCUCCGUACCGAGGCCGGAGUCCAUCGUGUCCAGCGAAUUCCAGCUACUGAAGCGAAGGGCCGUGUUCAUACUAGCGCUGUCAGCGUUAUGAUCCUACCUAGCUUCUCCGAGCAGAAUGAUAGUGCUCUUAAUUUUGACGACCCAAAUUCGGAUUAUUAUAUCAACCCGCAGGAUGUGCAGUCGGAAAAGAUGCGGGCAAGUGGCGCCGGAGGCCAGCACGUAAACAAAACAGAAUCUGCUAUACGACUUACUCACGUCCCAACUAGCACCGUUGUCGCGGUGCAGGAUUCACGUUCUCAACAUGAAAACCGCAGAAAAGCCUGGCGAUUGCUUCGCUCUAAAAUCGCUCAGAUGAGACGUGAAGCGCGGGAACAGGAACUUGUGGAAUUACGAAGGGGAAUAAUGGGAGGGGUUGCUAGAAUGGGCAGAGGAGAUAAAGUUCGCACGUACAAUUUUGGACAAAAUCGCUGUACGGACCACCGCAGCGGCGUGACGAUCCAUAAUCUCGGUAGUGUGCUUGAUGGUGGUGAAGGACUUGAUAAUAUUAUGGAAAGUGUGAGCAAUUGGCUUGUCGAUCAGGAGGUUGGAGUUUUGUGUGGGGAGGAAUGGUCGAAGCAACCAAACGAGAUAUCCAAGAAAGGACCGAACAAGAAAGAUACGCGCUAGAGCAUAAUAGAUCAACGUACUCCAUACGGAGUACUAUUUUAUGGACUAGUUUGAUAUAAAGAGAAGAUCUCUGAAAAUCCAGGACUAGACGGCCAGAUAAGCCAAAGUCUAUGAUCAGAGGUAAACCGCCAACUCCUUCCAUGUCGCGCAUACUUUACAAGGAUAUCUCGAACAGAUUGAUAGUCUAUUUAUAAAA
This is a messenger RNA of Coccidioides posadasii C735 delta SOWgp, 1542 nucleotides long. RefSeq lists its product as uncharacterized. Gene Ontology annotation, biological process: translational termination. NCBI's taxonomy places the organism in Eukaryota, Fungi, Ascomycota, Eurotiomycetes, Onygenales, Onygenaceae. Gene Ontology annotation, molecular function: translation release factor activity. The record is from RefSeq and is a predicted model, not a curated record.